Messenger RNA from Protopolystoma xenopodis, 1857 nucleotides. The record is from the annotation of a GenBank genome assembly. NCBI's taxonomy places the organism in Eukaryota, Metazoa, Platyhelminthes, Monogenea, Polystomatidea, Polystomatidae.
AUGCAGCAGCAUAGCUGCACCUUCAUUAAUUCCUUUCCAGACUAUGUGCUCGACCGGACGAUUGUGAUCAACGGUGGCCACGAGCACCAGGUGAGCGGAUAUAAGUUGGCCCGAGCGAGCAGCUAUUUCAAACGGGAGCUAAUUCAACUGCGACGCGGGGAAUUGGAGAGAUCGCAAAAAAAGGAGGAUCAAGAGCACUCCAGACGACUGUCACGUCGAGCUCGAGCCCGCAGCCUCUGCGACCUGGAACCGCAGCCGUUGCAGAUUGCCUACGAGGAUGUGACAGGUCUCGAGGCCGUCCUCUCUUUCAUCCACUCCACACCCGAGGUGUUGCAGCGGAAGUUGCCCUCGGUCGUUUCUCCGGUCAACGUCCACUUGAUGCUCAAGGCUGGACUGCACUUUGAGGUGCCCAGUUUCCUUGACUUCUGUCUCGAGGUGAUUCAAGGCAAGCAGGACCUCAACACCACCUGGCAGUACUGGAGGAUUGGAGAGGAGCUGAGCUCCCAUCUGCCUGCUCUGCAGGCCAUCACAUCGCGCUACCUCUUGACGCAUUUUCUGGCGGCGGCCAAAAGUUCCGACAACUUUCUCGAGAUCAGCUCACAGGAUCUGCAAAAGUUGCUGCGUGACGACGGUCUCCAAUGCUCUCGGGAGAGUCAACUUUUCCCCAUCCUUGUGCGCUGGAUCGAGCAUGACGUAGAGACUCGCGGCGCUGAGAUGCCCAGCCUCUUAAAUGGCCUCCGCCUGGGCCGGCUGACGCAGGACGAGCUGAUGGUGAUUUCGUCGAAUCCCCACGUCCAGAUGCACUGGGACAAGUGUAGCCCCCUCCUCACGCUCAGCAUGUUCAGUCUGGACGGGGCGAGCUCGAGUCCGACCGGCAUGGUGGCGCCGAGUUCAGGCGACGAGACGGAGGCGAAGGCCUACUUCAACCGGUCCCGUCUGCCCUACGAGUCUAUCUUCGUGGUUGGCGGCUGGGAAGGCAACCAGGAUGACCCGAACUUCGGCCCGUCCAGGGCGAUCCAAAUCUACGAUCCACGCUCGGAUACUUGGCGUCGUGAAGACCUCGCCCUCGACGAGGGACAUGCGUAUUCCGGGUGUGUGCUCUACAAAAACUGCAUUUACGUCGUAGGCGGUUAUGUGUCGACGGGACCCACACAGACCCUGAAGAAGCUGGACUUGACAACCUGUGCCUGGAAGUACCUGUCGCCGAUGCACGAGAAGCGCAACUACGUAUCCACCUGUUUGUUGAAUGAGUCCCUCUACGCUCUGGGCGGACACAAUGGUCGACAUCGGCUCAACUCGGUGGAGCGCUAUGAUCCCGAUCAGAACCACUGGGCUUUCAUCGCUGCCAUGUUGCAGGUGCGCAGCGAUGCCGGCGCUGACGCUGUUCAGGGCCGGAUCUACGUGGUCGGCGGGUUCGAUGGCCACCACUUUUACGACUCAGUCGAGAUGUACGACCCAAAGGUGAACCAAUGGAGCCUGGUUGCUCCGAUGCAGAAUAUUCGCAGUGGCGUCAGUGUGGUCGCCUUCAAGAGCAAUCUUUUUGCAAUUGGCGGAAAUGACGGCCUCCAGCGCUUGCGCACCGUGGAACGCUACGAUCCGGAGACUAAUCAAUGGCAGAACAUGCCCUCGAUGAUCCGGCAACGGAGCAAUUUCUGCGUGGCCGUGCUAGAGGACAAGAUCUACGUAAUGGGCGGAUGGAGCGACGAGACCAACUCCACCAUCUCUUUGGUGGAACGAUGGCAGCCGUCGAUGCUGAACAGCUGGGAGCCAGUAAGGGAGCUUUACUUACCGGCCAGUGCCAAUUGCUGCUGCUCCGUCAAGGGUAUGGAGUUGAUUCGCGAUUUCUCUAUGGGCUAG